This is a messenger RNA of Dovyalis caffra, 2400 nucleotides long. The record is from the annotation of a GenBank genome assembly. Lineage: Eukaryota; Viridiplantae; Streptophyta; Magnoliopsida; Malpighiales; Salicaceae.
AUGGAGGAUGCGGAGACUAAUGGUGAUGGGCUUCCGCUUUCUACCAAGGCCAAGGUGUUCGAUAAGACAGAAGAAGUAAACGAUUCGCCAAUCGAGCAAGUCAAGCUCACAGUUCCAAUUACGGAUGAUCCUUCAUUACCAUGCUUGACAUUUCGAACAUGGGUUUUGGGGAUGGCAUGUUGUGCUCUUCUGGCAUUUGCGAAUCAGUUCUUCGGUUACCGUCAAAAUGUACUCUAUGUGACAUCAGUUUCAGCUCAGAUUGUAGUGCUGCCAGCAGGAAGGCUUAUGGCGGCAGUUUUACCAAACAAAUCUAUUCGUUUUCCAGGAACGAAAUGGUCAUUUUCAUUGAAUCCAGGGCCUUUCAACUUAAAAGAACAUGUCCUGAUCACCAUAUUUGCAAAUGCUGGAUCGAAUACUGUGUACGCAGUGGGUAUUAUCACCAUUGUGAAGGCAUUUUAUCAUGGUCAAAUAGAUGUAGCACCAGCUAUGUUAUUAACGCAGACGACUCAGUUGCUAGGAUAUGGAUGGGCAGGAAUUUUCAGGAAGUUCCUUGUUGAUUCACCUUACAUGUGGUGGCCUUCCAAUCUGGUUCAAGUUUCCCUCUUCAGGGCAUUGCACGAAGUUGAGAUCAGGCGUAAGGGAGGCCUAACAAGGCUGCAGUUCUUCAUCGUGGUCCUUGCAUCAAGCUUCGCUUACUAUAUAGUCCCUGGCUAUCUAUUCCAGUCUAUAACUGCACUUUCCUUUGUCUGUUGGAUAUGGAAGGAUUCAGUCACUGCCCAACAAAUUGGUUCUGGUCUUCAUGGCCUCGGCAUCGGAUCGUUUGCCAUCGAUUGGUCAACCGUAGCUGGCUUCCUAGGAUCUCCCUUGGCCUCUCCUGGAUUUGCUAUUAUCAACACAUUAUUUGGUUAUAUCAUAAUCAUCUACAUCAUAAUCCCCAUAGCUUACUGGACUAACUCAUAUGAUGCCAAACGUUUUCCCAUUUUCUCUGCACAUGUUUUCAAUGCUGGUGGACAACCCUAUGAUGUUUCAACAGUUCUAAAUGAGACAACCUUCGAAUUCAAUAAACAAGGAUACGAUGGUUACAGCAAAGUCAACCUAAGUAUCAUAUUUGUUUACGCUUAUGGUCUAAGCUUUGCUGUAUUGGCUGCUACAUUAACUCAUGUAGCUCUUUUCCAUGGAAGAGAAAUUUGGCAUCAAACUAAAGCAGCAUUUCAAGACAAGUAUGCCGAUGUCCACACUAGAAUAAUGAAGAAAAACUAUGAAGCUGUCCCUCAAUGGUGGUUUUACUCACUUUUGAUUGUAGUGAUCGGCCUAGCCAUGCUUACUUGCGAAGGCUUUGGUAGACAGUUGCAGCUUCCUUACUGGGGUGUCCUGCUAGCAAUUGGCAUGGCUUUCAUGUUCACCCUUCCAAUUGGUGUUAUUACAGCAACUACAAACAUGCAACCGGGACUCAAUGUUAUCACUGAGCUGAUAAUCGGUUACAUGUACCCGGGGAGACCCAUUGCAAAUGUGACUUUCAAGACCUAUGGCUACAUUAGCAUGUCUCAAGCAAUCAUGUUCCUCUCAGACUUCAAGCUGGGACAUUACAUGAAAAUUCCCCCAAAGUCCAUGUUUGUUGUCCAGUUAGUAGGGACUCUGAUUGCAUCUUCAGUCUACUUCGGCACGGCUUGGUGGCUCCUUACCUCGGUGGAAAACAUUUGCGAUCCAUCGAAACUGCCAGAAGGCAGCCCGUGGACAUGUCCGGGAGACGAUGUUUUCUACAAUGCCUCCAUCAUUUGGGGUGUGGUUGGACCAAUGCGAAUGUUCGGACAUCUUGGUUUGUACUCCAACAUGAACUAUUUCUUCCUCAUCGGCCUUCUUGCGCCGGUGCCGGUGUGGAUGCUCUCUCGCAAGUUCCCCGAGAAGACAUGGAUCAAGUACAUCAACGUGCCUAUUAUCUUGAGCGGCCCAGGUGGUCUGCCAGCAGCAAAAACUGUGAACUAUACGUGCUGGUUUGCUGUAGGCAUUUUCUUCAACUUGUUCGUCUACAAUAGAUAUAAACGAUGGUGGGCUAGGCACAACUACAUCCUGUCAGCAGGAUUAGAUGCUGGGGUUGCUUUCUUGGCCAUUCUACUCUAUUUUACCUUACAAUUCAGGGACAUCAAUGGACCAAGCUGGUGGGGUUUGGAGUUGUCUGAUCAUUGUCCCUUGGCAGCUUGUCCGACUUACCCUGGCAUUCAGGCAACAACUGUGACUCCCAAUGUUGUUGUGGCUGCUGAUGGGAGUGGAAACUACCGGACGGUGUCGGCUGCACCAGAGGGGAGGAGUAGUAGAUACAUUAUAAGGAUUAAAGCAGGGGUUUAUAGAGAAAAUGUGGAUGUGCCAAGGAGCAAAACCAACAUUAAUUAUGUUUGGGGGUGA